Molecule: messenger RNA, 2304 nt
Organism: Paraglomus brasilianum
Lineage: Eukaryota; Fungi; Glomeromycota; Glomeromycetes; Paraglomerales; Paraglomeraceae
Source: the annotation of a GenBank genome assembly
AUGUCGGCAAACAACUUUAAUUCUACGUAUUCUAAUGACGGCAAACAGAGUGCCAUUAUCGACAAGUCGUGGCUUUGGAGGGAUCUUGAUAACGACCACUCGGAAUUUAUAACGACCAAAAGGCAAUGUAUAGACUUAGUCAAAGAACUGAAAUCGAGACAGUACUGGACCUCGUCUUAUAAGGGCAGCAUUCGUUUGAAUCACUCGAGUCGUUUUGAUUUUAGCAAUGCGAAUACGUUCGCUCCAUCAUUAGCAAAAAUAAAAAAUGAAGAUCCGCGCUACGAGUUUUAUGACGCGACGCGUACACGAUACAUUAGUGAGAUUGACGCUGUCCGCGAAGUGCUAUUCAUGCUAUCGACCCGACCGAGCUUUUUAUUUCGUCUGGUCAAGGAGGAGUAUAGGGUCGAGAUUAAUGCGACGUUGAUGCACUUGACAGAAUUGGCAUUUAAAGAAAUGUUGGAAUAUUUCUGCAAAUAUGGAAACAUCCUGAGCAGACUUCGAGGCGUUUCAAUGCGGAUCUGCUUAGAGCAUUGCUCGCUAUACGGCCAGACAGCCCAAGCGUUUGCAUACUCUGUAUUAAAAAUGCUGUGGUGUUUUGAAGGAAAAUUGGCUAACUUGGAAUCGGCUUACCAGAAACCGAAAGACGAUGAUGUGCAAGUGUCGCUUUUAUGUUUAAAACAGCAGCUCAUGAAUGACUUUAUAGAAUUCGAAAUCGUCCAUGAGAUUGUCAUUAGUUCGCAUCUUUCCGAUGUUUCUCCAUAUCACUUAACAUCUUUGGAGGACACAAGGGAUAAUUCACUCAACACCCAUACUAAGCCUUCACUGGUGACUUAUUCUCUUCUUAAUCGGCUAUUCCGAGAAGUCACCCAUCAUCAGAUUUGCGGCAACAAGUCUACACGCACAAUGCUUGAAAAACACCUUUACAACACCCUUGUUCCAUAUGUUCGUAUGAUUGAUGAUUGGAUAUGUAACGGCAUAUUAAACGAUCCGGCAGAUGAGUUCUUUAUAGUAGGAAAUUCUACUAUUGAAAAGACGUCAUCUAACUACUGGGCAGAGAUGUUUAAGGUUCGCACGAUAAAUGUAGUUGAGAAUGGGAUAGAUUCGACACAAUCGCUGAUGCCGGAGUUUUUGAACGCGUUUUACGAGAGGAUUUUGUUCUCUGGAAAAGGAAGGAAUCUGCUGAUAACGUUAAAUUCGAACGAGGCUGGACCGUCAACUCCGUUGGUACUCGGACCAAACGUUGUAUCUGAUUUGACAACAUUCCAUCCGUUUAACGAACGUUUUGCUGAACAAUUUAAAAGUUAUCUUGAACCUCGUUAUAUGCAUAUUGGGAAAUGUAUAUAUAAUACAUUAGUGGAAAGGUGUUCUCUCUGGAGACAUAUUAGGGCAUUAUCGGGAUUAUACUUGUUACAAGAAGGAGAUACAAUGCGGAAGUUAUGUGAUGUUAUAUUCGAGAGGAUCGAUAGGAAUCAAAUGUGGUACGAUAGCUACGUCUUUAAUGAUAUGGUAUCGGGUAUAUUUGCUGGAGCCAAAUGGUUGGACAGCGAUCUUGUCAGUGCUUGGAUUGAUGAUGUGGCGGGAAAGAAACCUGAUAUUACUACCGUCAAAGUCUUUGAGAAGAUCACAAUUGAAUACCGAGUUCCCUGGCCAUUAGAUAAUAUAAUACAAUCACGUACGCUACAAAUAUACAAGAAAAUAUUCGCACUUUUACUACAAAUAAAGAGGGUAAAAUUUUUUAUGGAGCGGCUUGCAUUUUCUCGUAUGGGCGCCGGCGAAGAAAAGACUUCCGCUAUGAUGAUGUUCUAUGGACUCAGGACGAAAUUGAUUUGGUUUUUAAAUGUCAUUUGGGACUAUUUGAUGAGAACGGCGAAAACACAGAAAUUUCACGAAGAUCUUACGACGGCGUUCGACAUUGAUAAGAUGAUUAUGCUGCAUGAAAAAUAUACACAACGUAUACAUUCUAGAUGUCUUUUAACACAGAAGACAUCAUCAAUUCACAAAUCAGUCUUCUCGAUCCUUAAUCUAACCUUUCAAUUCAGCACGCUCUAUAACCGUUAUAUGGAAACCAAUACUAUUCCUUGCGAGUCGCCGUCCGACAAUCGUCAUGAAGAGAAGGAACUUGCAAACGAUGUAGAUAAUUAUGUUCCAAAAGAAGUUAAUCAUGAAGAAUUUGUUGAGGGUCUGCAGAGAAUACGAAGGGAAUUUGAUAGGCAUAGAGAUUUUAUAGCUACUUUGGUGGGUGGAAUAGGCAGAGCUGGUGGAUUUUGGUGGUUUGAUGCACUCUCACUUGCUUUGAGAGCAUAA